Molecule: messenger RNA, 9813 nt
Organism: Prunus armeniaca (apricot)
Lineage: Eukaryota; Viridiplantae; Streptophyta; Magnoliopsida; Rosales; Rosaceae
Source: the annotation of a GenBank genome assembly
AUGUACGGUCGCCCUUCUAGCUCCUCCGGCGGCGCCUGGGGUCAGCCGCCGCAGCAACCUCAAGGCACUAAUUUCUAUCUCCAAAACCCCAUCAAUUCGUCGUAUAUUUAUCCUUCAAACACCCCCUUUAUACCCCAAAAUGCCCACAACCCCUACCAAAAUUUCCCUCCUAAUAAUUUCCCAAUCCAAACCCCUAAGUUCCCUGUCCAAAACCCUGGAUUUAAUCCUCCUCCACAGCAGUUUUCAAACCCGGCAGGGUUUCGGCCUCCGAACUCGAGAGAUAUGCUCGAGAGAAUCGACCGCGCCGUGGGGAAGGCUCGCGACGAACAUGCCGCUGCUGGAGAGAACGUCUCGGCGUGGAAGGUCUCGCAGUCUGUGCUUCUGAUACUCAAGGUUGAUUGCUGGAGCUCUCUGGGGUUUCAAAUGCAGCAAGUGCCGACAUUGCACCGCCUCAUGCUCACCGAAGGGAAGAUAAAUGCAUUUAUCCAUUGUUUUGUUGGGGCUCGAAGAAUUACUUCAUUGUAUGAUUUGGAAGUAGCAAUCUGCAAGAAUGAAGGAAUUGAGCAGUUUGAAGAGCUGGGAUUGGGCCCUUUGUUGCGACAUCCACUUGUUAUGCAUUAUUUCUCAGUGAAGUCUGAUACAACUGAAGUAUUUAAGAUAACUAGUGGGGAGAUGAUAUCUCUACUUUCUGAGUUCAUGGAUACUUGUGAAAAUAAAGAUAUUAGGGUUGAAGAAUAUUUAGAUUUCAUUGUUAAGAAGCGAUCAGUUGCAAGCAAGGAAGCGCUUGGAAUACGAAUUCACAGCAUGGGGAUGCAUAUUUCUGCCAUCCGGAAAGCCAGGAAUCUAGAAAUUUCCACUCUAAAGAAAUCGGAGAAGGCAUUUCAGCCAAAUUCAGAUAAAAAGGAUAGGAAGUUUCCACUUUUAUCUGCAGAGAAAAAGGUGUUAGACAAACGUUUCAGCACUAUUUCUCAGCGCGUUGAAUCGUUUUCCCCCAUACAUAAGGAUUUUUGUGGCAAGCACAUUAGAUUUGAUCCUUCAAGCUCAGAGGAUGAAGGUAGGGAUGAUUAUUUAUCUGAAGAGAAUGAUGAAAAUAAUGACCAUGUAACAGGCAGUCAGGUUAACUUCUCAUCACAGUCUGUUAAAAGUUCUGACCGGGUGAGUAGUUGUCCUUACCCGUCUGUAAUAGAAGAGAGGAGAAGGCUUGGGUUGAGCCAGCUUUCUCCAGCUAGUGGCAGCCAAAAGCACAAUGAUAGUAGCGGGUCAGUUAAAAAGAAAAGAAAAUCUGAAAACAUAAACAGUGCAAUCUCCAUGCCCCACAAACUGCGUAAGAGAGAUAAGGUACAAGAUGCCCUUCCAAUGGAAAAUGGCAGGGAAACCAAUGAGGUUAGCAAUUUGCAUGAAAAUGAUCUUUCAAUUGACAAUAAUGAUUUGAGGAUGUUCAUUACAACCUGGAAGGAGGCAUGUCUGGAGUACACUGUGGAUGAGGUACUUGAUAGGAUGCUGCAGUUUAAUAAUACUAAAGCUCAGAAGAGAAAGAAAAUCAAGUCAAUGUUUUCUUUGUAUCCAUUAAUUGGAUUACUAAAUGUUGCUGUCUCAUCUAUCAAAUGUGGAAUGUGGGAUAGCAUGUAUGACACAUUCCAAACCAUUGGUCAAUAUGAAUUAACUGACAGUAUUGCUGAUAACUGUCCCGAAUAUGUGAACAUAGAUGUUGAACCAAGUACUAAAGAUGAGCCAAGAAUUAAGGAUCCAGCAGUCAUCAAUGAACGUAUUGUUGAGCACAUUCAGAGUGUUUCUGUUGAGGACAUAAUCAGGAAAGUUACUGUGUAUUUCGAGAGUGAUCAAGGAAAACAUAACAAUGGUCAAUCACUUCUGGAGAAGAUGUUUAUCUUCUUGAGGAAGCUUUGCAAUUGCGAGGUUUGGUUGGUGAAAGAAUUUUGUGUAAAGGAAUUUAAAUCCCUCGGUUAUGGGGAGUUUUUGAUGUUCUUAGAAAAAUAUGCUGGUCUACUGCCACAUGAGCUGUGCAAGUUCCUGACUGGUGACUUGAGUGGAAAGUGUCCUUUCGAGGUUUGCAUGCUCCAGCACCAUUUGGUUGUUUUAGUAUCUCAAGCCUUAAAUAGUUUAUGGGAAGAUGAAAAAGUUACCAAACAAAAUAUAUUGUUGCUGCUUAGGAAGCAGUUCCCUUUGGUUUGUUUCAAAACUAUCGAAAAUGGUUCAGUGGAAGAUUUCUUAAGCAUAGUGGGAAAACAUAAAAAUGCUGCGAGUUCAAAAUGUGUUUUAUUUUCAAUGGCACUGUGUGGAACUAGUUAUGCUAUAGAGUCAUCAUUACACAUUGAGAAUGUCCUAUGGAAAAGAACUUCGGUCAAUACUGACAGUGGCCAGAAAGCAAAGUCCCAUGAAUCUGUUACAUCCAAGGAUGCAAUUGAAGUUUUACUUACAGCACCAGUGAUGUCAGAUUUAAAUUUAUGGUCGCAUUGGGACCUAUUGUUUGCUCCCUCUCUUGGCCCUCUUGUACCAUGGCUAUUGAAUGAAGUCAACACAGAUGAACUGUUGUGUUUGGUGACAAAAGGUGGAAAAGUGAUUCGGUUAGAUCAUUCAGCUACCGUGGAUUCAUUCUUGGAAUCUGCACUUCAAGGAUCCUCUUUUCAAACAGCAGUGAAAAUGUUAUCUCUCUUUUCACUAGUUGGGGGAGAAAAACAUGUCCCUGUGUCGCUUUUGAAAAUUCAUAUAAAACAUGCAUUUGAAGUAAUUCAGAAGAAUUAUCUAGACGAUAUAGAACUACAAGACAAUAAGAAUUCCAUUAAUUAUGGAAAAGCACUAUCUGGACAAAAAAUGGAUGGUGAAGUUGCUACUGGUAAAUUCUGUAGUAAAUUACACAAGGACUUGAGCAAGAUGAAUAUUGCAACAACUGUUAUAUCAAGAUUUUUCCUUGAAUGUCUUGGGUAUCUACCUGCAGAAUUUCGUUAUUUUGCUGCUGAUGUAUUGCUUUCUGGGAUGCAGUCUGUUGUUAAACAUGCUGCUUCAGCUGUUCUGAAUGAAUGCAGCCAGUCAGAGCAGCGUCUCAUGCUUCAUGAAGUUGGGUUGUCUCUUGGUGUAGUGGAGUGGAUUAAUGAUUACUAUGCAUUUUGUUCCAGUGAUGCUACUGGCUUGUUCAUAUCAGGGGCUUCAUGUUUCAAUGCUAUUAGGUAUGAAACAGGGUCAAGCUCAAAGAAUAUGCAAGAUGUGUCAGAUAAGUAUUCCGUUAGGGCAGAUGAGCAGAAAGGCGGAUGUACUGAUAUUUGUUUGAAGAUUGGUGGGGCAGAAGCCUCUGAUGCUAGUAUUAGCAGUGGUUACAUGCAACAUCCUACUGAGCUUAAUGAACAUGAAGAUGCAGCCGAGGUAAUUGAGUCAAUCAGGAGAGAUGAAUUUGGUCUUGAUUCAGGCCUAUCAAGUGUUGAAAGUAUCAUGUUAAAGAAGCAGCAUGCUCGCUUAGGGAGAGCUCUUCAUUGUCUUUCACAGGAAUUGUAUUCACAGGAUUCACAUUUUCUUCUUGAGCUGGUUCAAAAUGCUGAUGAUAAUACCUACCCAACAAAUGUAGAACCAACUCUAACAUUCAUUCUUCAAGAGUCAGGUAUUAUUGUUUUAAAUAAUGAGCGAGGCUUCUCUUCCCGGAACAUUAGAGCACUUUGUGAUGUUGGAAGUUCAACCAAGAAAGGAUCUAAUGCUGGAUAUAUAGGUCAGAAGGGCAUUGGUUUCAAAUCAGUUUUUCGGGUCACAGAUGCUCCAGAAAUUCAUUCCAAUGGGUUUCACAUCAAGUUUGAUAUAAGUGAGGGUCAGAUUGGUUUUGUUUUGCCAACAGUUGUACCUCCCUGCAAUGUUGACUUGUUUAGUAGGCUUACUUCUAGUGACCAUGAUCAAUCAGAUAAUAACUGCUGGAAUACUUGCGUUGUUCUUCCUUUCAGAUCAAAAAUAUCAGAUGGAACUGUCAUGAAAAGCAUUAUAAAUAUGUUUUCAGAUCUUCAUCCAUCUUUAUUACUCUUUCUGCACCGCCUCCAGUGUAUCAAGUUUAGAAACUUGCUUGAUGAUUCCCUUACUGUCAUGAGAAAAGAAAUUUUGGGAGAUGGUAUUGUUAAAGUUUCACAUGGGAAAGAGAAAAUGACAUGGUUUGUAGUAUCUCAGAACUUGCAAGCAGAUUUUAUUCGCAGUGAUGUACAAACAACAGAAAUUUCAAUAGCAUUUACAUUGAAGGAAUCAGAUAACGGUGAUUAUGAUCCAGAUCUUGUCCAGCAGCCUGUUUUUGCAUUUCUUCCUCUUAGAACAUAUGGACUGAAAUUUAUUCUUCAGGGUGAUUUUGUCCUUCCUUCAUCUAGAGAGGAAGUGGAUGGAGAUAGUCCCUGGAACCAGUGGCUGUUGUCAGAAUUUCCUGGUUUAUUUGUCAAUGCGGAGAGAUCUUUUUGUGCUCUUCCGUGCUUUAAAGAGAAUCCCGGGAGAGCUGUGACAGCUUAUAUGUCUUUUGUUCCCCUUUUAGGUGAAGUGCAUGGUUUCUUUUCUUCUCUUCCACGGUUGAUUGUUUCUAGAUUACGUAUGACAAAUUGCUUACUUCUGGAAGGAGGAAAUAAUGAAUGGGUUCCUCCUUGCAAGGUCCUAAGAGGUUGGAAUGAACAUGCUCAUUCGCUUCUUCCUGACAGUUUACUACGAGAGCAUCUUGACCUUGGAUUCUUGGAUAGAAAUAUAGUUCUGCCAGAUCCACUUUCAAAUGCAAUAGGUAUUGUGGAGUAUGGACCCAAAGUUCUGCUUCAAGUUAUGGUAUCUUUAUGUCAUACACAAAAUGGUCUCAAAUCAAUGGGGUUGGGUUGGCUGGCCUCUUGGCUAAGUGAACUUUAUGCCAUGUCAUUCAAUUCUUCUGUGGAAGCUUCUUUUGAUCCGAGAAUACAAAUGGAGCUUAUAGAAAACCUUCAAAAAAUUCCUUUCAUUCCUCUUUCAGAUGGUACAUAUGGUGCAGUAGACGAAGGCCCAAUUUGGUUACAUUUUGAUGCCUUAAGCAAUGGCCUUGAGGCUCAGGAUGGACUUGAGUCUUUCCCAAAUUUAUAUGCGAAACUUCGGAUCGUAAGUCCUGCCCUCAUUUCUACAGUGUCUGCAGAUAUGUCAUCCAUGGAUGUGACAGUUGAUAAACUCACAUGUAUGCUCUGUAGAAUUGGUGUCCAGAGGUUGUCUGCACAUGAAAUUGUCAAGGUACACAUCUUGCCUGCUAUAUCUGAUGACAGAAUUACAGAUUGGGAUAAGAAUUUGGUGAUUGAAUAUCUCUGCUUUGUAAUGUUCCAUAUACAGUCGAGCUGCUCUGAUUGCAAUGUUGAAAGGGAAUACAUAAUCUCAGAAAUACGAGAUAAAGCUUACAUAUCAACAAAUUAUGGCUUUAAGCGGCCUUCUGAGGUAUCAAUUCAUUUCAGUAAAGAAUUUGGAAAUCCUGUGGACAUAAAGAAGUUGAUUAAUAUGGUGGAUAUAAAGUGGCAUGAGGUUGACAUCUCCUAUUUGGGACAUCCAGUCACAAAACCACUCCCAUGUGAACUGAAGAAGUGGAGGGAAUUUUUCCAGCAAAUUGGGAUAAUGGAUUUUGUCAAAGUAGUGCAAGUUGAGAAGGGAAUUGCUGAUAUUUCUGAUGCACUAGUUAAGAAUGUGAUUUGGGAUAAGGACUUAAUUUCCCUUCGAUCAAAUGUCACAGAUUGGGAGUCCCCUGAAUUGGUCAACUUAUUAUCUCUAUUGGCCAGAGAUGGAAACAAAAAAGGUUGUGAAUAUCUCUUAGAGAUUCUUGAUACUUUAUGGGAUGGUUGCUAUGGUGAAAAAACUACAUGUUAUUGUGCUUCUAAAUCUGAAGCAGACGGAAGGCCCUUCAAAUCUUCAUUUAUAAGUAGCAUCUGUGAUGUGGAAUGGGUGGUAUCAACGAUGGAUGAUGUACUGCACUAUCCUAAAGAUUUAUAUCACGAUUGUGAUGCAGUGCGCUCGAUUCUGGGGGCAUCUGCUCCAUUUGCUAUCCCAAAGGUUAGAAGUGAGAAGUUUGUGCUUGAUAUUGGGUUUAAGACAACAGUUUCCCUUGACGAUGUUCUGGAGGUCUUGAAGCUAUGGAGACGUGAGAACCCAUUCAGUGCCAGCCUAGCACAAAUGUUCAAAUUUUACACAUUAAUCUGGAAUGAAAUGGCUGCUUCAAAGGAGAAAAUUGCAGAGGCUUUCCAUUCAGGACCUUCUAUAUUUGUUCCACACGCAUCUAGCUUCAGGCACGAGGAUGUGGUAUCUGGUACAUUGUUGUCCCCUGAAGAAGUGUAUUGGCAUGACUCCACUUCCUUUGUAGACCAAAUCAGGGAGAUUCAUCGUCAGUGCAGCUCAACAGGUGUUACUCAUGGCCCCUUGAAUAAGACACUUUGCAAUUUCUACCCAGGCCUUCAUGACUUCUUUGUUGACGGCUGUGGAGUACAUGAAACCCCUCCUCUCCGGAGCUACCUUCAGAUAUUGCUGCAUUUAUCAAAUGUUGCUUUGCCUUCACAAGCAGCUAAUGCAGUUUUUCAAGUUUUCCUGAAGUGGACUGAUGGACUAAAAUCAGGAUUGAGUGCUGAAGAUGUUGUUUACUUGAAAGAUUCACUUACAAAGAUUGAGUGUACGGUGCUUCCUACUGUACAGGAUAAGUGGGUUUCUGUACAUCCUUCCUUUGGUCUUGUGUGCUGGUGUGAUAAUAAGAAAUUAAGCAAGCAGUUUAAGCACUUGGACUGCAUUGAUUUUCUGUACUUCGGUGAACUGAGCAAGGAUGAUGAAGAGAUGCUAUGUACAAAAGUCUCCAUCCUCAUGCACACUUUAGGGAUUCCUGCUCUUUCAGAGGUUGUAACUCGUGAGGCAAUAUACUACGGUAUGGAAGACUCUAGCUUUAAAGCUGCAUUGCUGGAUUGGGCUCUUCCAUACGCACAGCGCUACUUACAUGGUGUACACCCAGAUAAAUAUUCUCAACUCAAGCAGUCUGAAUUUGAUAUCCUUAAUCGCCUGCAAGUAGUAGUUGUUGAAAAGCUGUUCUACCGGAAUGUUAUAAAGAGUACUGGAAAUGAAUCCAAGAAGCGAGUUAAAUGUAGUUGUCUUCUGACGGGUAGCAUUUUGUAUACAACACAAGAGUCAGAUUCUCAUGCAUUAUUUAUGGAGCUUUCUCGUUUGUUUUUUAAUGGAAAUCCUGAACUACACUUGGCAAAUUUCCUUCAUAUGAUCACAACCAUGGCAGAGUCAGGUUCAACUGAGGAGCAGACAGAGUUUUUCAUCUUAAAUAGCCAAAACGUGCCAAAGCUUCCUGAUGGAGAAUCUGUUUGGUGCCUUUCUUCUGUGCAUUCAUUGAUAGAAAGUGAUAAAUCACUUGAAACAAGUUUCAAUUCACCAGAAGUAGAUGAGCAAAACAGUUGGAAAUCCAAAAGUAAAGCACGGAACUGGCCUCCUGUUGAUUGGAAAAUUGCACCAGGGUUUGGGUAUGCGCGUGCCAAUGGUUUUAAGACACAGGCAGUUUCACAGCCUAGCACAGCCUUACAAAAUAAAGUGGGGGAUGAUUCUGAAGGUAUCAGCAGGCAAACAGAUGAUUUAACACCUAUUUCAGUUGACACUAUUUGGACCAUUGAAGGUUGUUUGGCAACAACAUCUGCGGCUUUGGUUUUGCCAGACUCCAAUCAUCUGCAAGAACAUUGUGGUGAGGCUGGCAAUGAGGCUGACUUUCCAAUGCAUAUGGAGUGUAAUCCUAUUAGUUUUGAUCUUGUGUCUGACCCAUCUGACUUUGGCUCAUCUAAUUUUAGCAAGAGAGAUCAGCUUAGAUUUGGUACACCCAAUUCAACACAAGCAAAUUUAACCGGGAGGCUAGGUGAGCUUGUUGCUUUUAAAUACUUUGUUCAGAAAGCCGGCAAAUCAGUUGUGAAGUGGGUCAAUGAGCAUCAUGAAACUGGGCUACCGUAUGACAUAGUUAUAGGGGACAAGGAAAACAGUAAAGAGUUCAUUGAAGUUAAAGCAACCAAGUCAGCAAGAAAAGACUGGUUCGAAAUAUCAAUGAGAGAGUUGCAAUUUGCGGUUGAGAAAGCUGAAGCUUUCAGCAUUGCGCAUGUCAUUCUAUUGGGUAAUAACGUUGCAAAAGUCUCAGUAUACAACAAUCUGGCAAAAUUGUGCCAGCUUCACAAACUGCGGUUGGCUGUCUUGUUGCCUGAGCAGCAGAGGGAAUUUUCCAUCGUGUCCCAAUCGGAGAAUAGAGGAAGAGGACAUCGAGGCUGGGUAACUGACAUUCUCUCUCUCUCUCUCUCUCUCUCUAACGCCAUGUUCGGGCACCCUCAUCACUUCCGAUCCCCAUCUGGCGGGCCACGGCAGCAACCGCCUCCACUUCAGCAUCCAUUCCCACAGCCUCUAAACCCCAAUUUCUCCCUCCAAAACCAAAACCAAAACCCGACCAAUUCAUCAUAUAUUUUGCCUCCAAACCCUGCUUUUCCAUCCCAUCCUGUCCUCAACCCCUACCCAGCUUUCCCAACCCAAAACCCUAAUUUCACUCCCCAAAAGCUCCCCAACUCUUCGUUUCGGCCUCAGACCUUACCUGAGAACCCGAGACUGAAUGUCGAUCCCCAACAGCUCUCGAAUUCAGCUUUUUCGCCGCAGAGCUUGUCUGAUAACCCGAAUGUCGGUCCUCUCCAGCACCCCUCGAAUUCAGCGUUUUGGCCAAAGGAGAUGCUGGAGAGGAUCGACGGCGCCGCGGAAAAGGCUCGCGCUGAACUCGUCGCGGCUGGAAGGAGCGUCUCUGCGUGGAAGGUCUUGGAGUCUGCGCUUCUGAUGCUCAAGGUUGAUGCUUGGAGCUCUCUGAUGCUUCCAAUGCACCAAGUGCCGUCUCUUCACCGUCUAAUGCUCACUGAAGGCAGGAUAAAUUCAUAUAUCCAUUGCUUUGUUGGGGUUCGAAAAAUUACUUCAUUGUAUGAUUUGGAACUAGCAAUCUGCAAGAAUGAGAAUAUUCAGCAGUUUGAAGAGCUGGGAUUAGGCCCUUUGUUGCUGCACCCACUUGUUUUGCAUUAUUUCCAAGUGAGUUCUGAUACAACUGAAGUGUUUAAGAUAACUAGUGAGGAAAUAGUAUUUUUACUCAUUGGAUUUCAAACACAUAAACGUGAAGUUACGGACGAUUCUGUUGAAGAAUUUUUGGAUUUUAUUGUUAAGAGGCGAUCAGUUGCAAGCAAGGAAAAGCUCGGAAUUCGAAUUUGUAGCUUGGGGGUGCAUGUUUCUUACAUCCUUGAAGCCAAGAAGUUAGAACGUGCUGCUCUAAGGAAAUCCAAAAAGGAAUUAAGACUGUGGCGCUCUAGGAAGAAGCCACCAAUUUUCUCCACAUUGAAAAAGCGGCUAGAUAAACAUUUUUGUGCCAUUUCUCAGCAAGCUGAAUUGUUUUCUGUUGUGCACAAGGAUUUUUGUGUUAAGCAAGAUAGGUUUGUUCCUUCGAGCUCAAAGCAUGGAGGUAAUAGGGAUUAUUCACAUGAAGAAGAUGACAAAAAUAAUGAUGAUGUUACAGGCAGUCAGGUUAACUUUUCAUCACAAUCUGCUAAAAUCUCUGAAAGAGCGAGUAGCUGUGCUAACUUGUCAGCAAUAGAAGAGAGGUGUUGGCUCGAAUCGACCCACAUUUCUCCAGUUAGUGAAAGCCCAAAGCAUAAUGAGGGUAAUGGAUCUGUUAAAAAAAAAAGAAAAUACGGAAAUCUAAGCAGCCCCAUCUCUGUGCCCAUAAAAUUGCGUAAGAGUGACAAGGUAGAUCAGAUGUUCUUCCUACAAAGAAUGGCUGUGGAACAGAGGAGUUUAGUGAUGUGCAUAUAA